Centruroides sculpturatus (bark scorpion) is the source of this 999-nucleotide messenger RNA. Its product is annotated as ribonuclease J 2-like. NCBI's taxonomy places the organism in Eukaryota, Metazoa, Arthropoda, Arachnida, Scorpiones, Buthidae. The record is from RefSeq and is a predicted model, not a curated record. The coding region runs from base 1 to 999 and encodes 332 amino acids. The transcript has a single exon.
AUGGAUCUUAAGGGCGUCAAGAUUUACGCUUCUAACUUCACUAGCAAAGUGAUUAAAGACCGCAUUGCUAAGUACAAAAUAAACCACCACGACUACGAGAUUAAAGUGAUUAACCGCCGCAUGAAUUUUGGUUCUUUGGAAGUUGAGCCCUUUGAAGUCGCUAACUCAAUCGUUGGUUCGUACUGCUACAAGUUUUUGACGCCCGACGGCGACAUUGUUUUUAUGUCUAACUUUAUCAUCGAUGACCUUGGUCAAUUUGGCAAAACUAGUUUAAACCGUAUCGCUCAGCCCAACCGCAAAAUUCUUGCGCUCAUGUUAGACGCACGCCGCUCUAAUUUUCACGGACGUUCCUCGGAGCACAAAAGCGUGGUUCCGAUCAUCGAACCCCAGUUUAGAAACGCUUCUCCUCAGGAGAGAAUUAUCGUCGGAGCUUACGACGAAGAAAUGUACGUUCUUCAAGAAGUGCUUGAGUUGUGCGUCAAGUACAACCGCCCAGUUGUUUUGUACGGAAGGACUUACCAGACUCUCUACAACUUUCUCAAAACCGAGCACCCUAACUUAUCCGAACCGCGCAUUUUAGACUACCGCACAAUUAGUAAGCACGAUAACGCGGUCGUGCUGAUCACGGGCACUUGGUCAAGACUUUACCAGCGCUUUGUUCGAAUCGCUGAGCGCGCCGAUGUUUAUCUCAAGUUAAAAAGUAACGAUCGGAUCGUUAUGAUCGCACCGCCGAUUAACGGUCUUGAAGUAGAGUACACCCAAAUGCUCGACAAAGUCACUAUGACAACGGCUAAUAUCACCGAGGUGACUUACAGCGAUUACUACUCGCUUCGUCCGGCCGAUCUUGACAUUCGCGAAACGGUGCGAGUUUUAAAACCGCAGUACUUUAUUCCGAUUUCGGCUCUUUACCGUUACUUAGUGGUUGCUAAAAAUUUAGCGGCUCAAGAAGGCAUUACCCAGGACCGAUCAAUUGUUCUCCAAAACGGCAAAGUGGUGUGA